CCAAACCACACCUGCCAAUUUUGUUAAAAGUUAACGCAAAGUUCAGUUUCCCAACAACUUGGGCCCCACCCACUACAAAGCAUCUUCCGGUUACAAUUACGGUGUUCCGGCGCCAAUUUCCGUCGUUACAAUCUCCCUCCGUCACCAAACCCUAACGCAACCGCCGAUUGAUCCUGACAAUUUCACCGGAUCAAUGGCGAUCGACGACGAUCAGUCCAAAACCUGCGUUGUUCUCGGCGGCAGAACCUUCAUCGGAAGAUGCCUCGUCGUCAGGUUAUUGACGAUUGGCAAUUGGAUCGUCCGAAUCGCCGAUUCCGCUCACUCGCUCCAACUCGAUCCUUCCGAGUCGAAGUACGACUCGCCUCUGAAUCGUGCUUUGUCUACUGGCCGUGCUUCGUAUGCUCACGUUGAUGUUCGUCACAAAAGUACAAUCGUUAACGCUAUUGAAGGUUCAGAAGUCCUAUUUUACAUGGAUGAUAGUGAUUCUUGCAAUCAGGAUUUCUAUUUUGGUUACUCAGUAAUUGUUCAAGGUGCCAAAAAUGUUGUUAAUGCGUGUCGGCGAUGCAAAGUUAAGCGACUAAUAUACACAAGUACUGCAGAUGUAGUUGUUGAUAGUUCACAUGAUAUAUGCAGUGGGAACGAGACGUUAUUGUACUCUUCAAAAUUUAAGGAUUUGUAUAGUGAACUUAAAGCUCAAGCAGAGGCGUAUGUUUUGCUUGCUAAUGACAUUGAUGGACUCCUUACAUGUGCUAUUCGCCCCAGCAAUAUUUUUGGACCUGGUGACCCGGUUCUUUUGCCAUCUCUUAUUGAAGUUGCAAAAUCUGGUUGGGCUAAGUUCAUUAUAGGAAGUGAUCAAACGACUUCUGACUUCACUUAUGUGGACAACGUUGCUCAUGCCCUUAUCUGUGCCGAAGCUGCUUUGACUUCACACAUGCUCAUUGUAUCCGGAAAGGUAUUCUUCAUCACUAACUUUGAGCCUACAAAAUCUUGGCAUUUUGCCUUAUGUAUGCUGGAGGGCUUAGGUUACUACAGACCGAUCAUCAGACUUCCUGCCGUGGUUGUACGGUCCGUUGUUUUUCUUAUAAAAUGGAUGGAUUUAAAUAUAAGUUCUAGAGACCUUAAGCAUGUUUCGGUACACAACACAAUCCAAUUGAUGUCACGCACUAGAACUUAUAACUGCUCUGCAGCUGAGCGGCAUAUUCAGUACUCGCCAAUUGUGUCACUUGAUGAUGGUAUCACAUCGACUGUCAAAUCAUUCAAACAUUUAGCUAAAGAUUUGCCUACUGCAAGACUUGGAGAUUUAGUUGAACAAUCAAAAAUUGAGGAACUUCUAGGGAGCGGGGAAGUUGCUGAUAUUUUAUUGUGGAGAGAUGAGAGGAGAUCAUUCAUAUGCUUUCUUGGAGUGGCUUUUCUUUAUUACUGGUUUUGUGUACGUGAAAGAAGGAUUGUAUCCUCUACAGCUCAGCUUCUUUUGCUUGUCGUAGUUGCACUUUUUGGAUUUGCUAGAAUCUCACCUAAUGUCUCUGGAUAUGCUAGAUUUUCAUCUAAAUUGUCAAUCUCGAGAACAUUACCAUGUUUUGAGGUGUCGGAAAUGAGUAUGAGGAGUUUUGUUAGAACCAUAGCAAACAUAUGGAAUGAAGUAGGUAAUGUAGCUAGAAUCUUGGCAGAAGGAAGCGACUGGAGUUUGUUUUUUAAGGUAGUAAUUUCAAUCUAUCUUUUCAAGUUGCUUGUGGUGAACAACUUUCCCACAUCAAUGGGAGUAGGGUUGGCCUUUUCGUUUGUUUUGUGCUUGAUCUAUGAGCAAUAUGAUGUUGAAGUCGAUGGAAUAUUAGGAAUCAUCUUUGAAAUCACGAGGCAAUCCAUUGAAUUCGUGACAAGUCGUCUACCCAUUCCAACGCCAUCUCCGUUAUGUAUCAACACCACGAAACCUACAAAAUCAAAGGAUUAAAGAUAAGCAUAACAAUAUCUGAUUUGCAAGCAAAACUAUGUAUGCCGGUUAGAUUUUAGCAUGCUUGUGUAUGAAAAUUUACCUGAACAUAUAGUGUUGACUUCAUUUCAACAUAGAGAAAAUUAUGAAUAUGUCUUAUUCAUGUGGAA
Helianthus annuus (common sunflower) is the source of this 2097-nucleotide messenger RNA. RefSeq names its product 3beta-hydroxysteroid-dehydrogenase/decarboxylase. Gene Ontology annotation, biological process: steroid biosynthetic process. Lineage: Eukaryota; Viridiplantae; Streptophyta; Magnoliopsida; Asterales; Asteraceae. The transcript has 12 exons. Gene Ontology annotation, molecular function: 3-beta-hydroxy-Delta5-steroid dehydrogenase (NAD+) activity. The record is from RefSeq and is a predicted model, not a curated record. Bases 194 to 1948 code for a protein of 584 amino acids.